CAUUGGUCCUCUUAGGUGAAGACACACUCUUUAAAAGAACAAACAGGAAAUGCAAAGGAACUCUAAUGUAUCUAAAAGUGGACUUCACUCAUUUCUCCUUGUCUAAGCCAGCCAGAUGAACACAUACACAACAACCCACAACGCCAAGAUAAGGCAUCUGUGCUCCUGCCUUGUCCUGUGCUUGCACUUGGCCUCAGGUGUUGUACCUGGUCCAUGUGUACAUUCUGUGACUGAGGAACAUCUUCUGAAUUUAACAAAACUGAUUUUGAACCAAGUCCAAAGUGGCUGUUCUAUAACUUAUAGCUUCACCGAACGCCAGCACCUGAGUGAAGUCUGUUACAUAAAAGCAGCAUUCCCUCACAUCCUGGACCUUUUGAACACACACUUCACAUAUGACAACAAUUCUGAUAACCAUCACUACACAAGAUCACUGAAGGACUUGAUACAAAACAUUUAUUCCCAUGAAUGUAUCCCUCAAAUCAAUGAAGAGAUUGAGGAAAGUCCAGUAAAGUUUGCAAGACUGCACACGUCUUCGCCCAGGGAGGGUCUACAAAAAACAGAGGAGGUCUUUCAGAUGUUUAAAAACCUGAUGAGUAAAAGUGACAAAGCAGUGAACUGGAACUGUGAGGAUGAGUAUGCAAACAACCUUCCAGAAGCCACCACUGCACUUAACAUUCAAACAACAGGUACCACAGAGUGCCAGUGCUCUUGCCCUCAAGCAAUGAAAUAUUUCAUCUUCACCAAAUCUGCUCCAACUUCAUCACCGGCAUCUUACACUCAAUCAAAAGCUUACAUCUCCAUUAACACAAAUGAAGAAUCUAGAGCACCUCUAGAUCAAAAUUCUGCAAUUUCACCAGUUCCAGGUCCUAUCACUGGGCUGUACACCAAAACUGAACUCUUUCUUGAAGAACGGUCUGGACCAGCUCAAGAGGAAUCUACAAACUUUAUUAUGUCCACCAUUUCAGAUUUGAUGGAUAACAGCAGGGAUUCUUCUGUUGCAAUGAGGAGUGAGCCACAACCAGUUACAUUUACUCCCACUGCAUCCUCAAGUGAAUUACCAAGCAUACAAACAAGAACUCUUUUCCAAUCAGCAACAUCACAGCCGACUGAAAAAAUAAACACACCACUGAUAUCUGAAAGGAACCCAGUGCAAAUACUUGCUAAGAGGUCUUUAGAUACCAGUGAGCAAGGAAUGCUGUCUGAUUCCUACUUCAAACUGCUUUGGCGUAGGAUUACUGAAAACACAGGAAUUAGGAAGGAGGUCAAACUUGAAGAGAUCAUAAGCAAAGAAACAGAAAACCUCCCUCUUGGAAAUCAGAACAGUCCUACACACCUUCAGAUGCAACUUCACAUGCCAAGGAAUGUAUUUAAAAUCACCAGCAAGGAAGCAGAUUUCAAAGAUCCCACAUUUCGAAAAGACACUGAAGACAGAUCAGAUCAGAAAUCCAUAAAGCAUGUAAAGAGAAACUCGGUGGAAAAUGAGUACCAGCUUGCAAACAUUUCUAUCUAUUCAACGUUCCUGACUACAUCUACAUGCACAUUACUGCUGAUCCUUACACUUCUCUUCUACUACAAGCACCGAAAGAUCAAGGAUGUACAAAAAGAAGACAGGACUGUACAUUUCUAAAAGAAAAAAACAACUGGUAGGUUGCUGCAUAUAGGAUUUCUAAUAAAUAGGUAUUUUUUUGUAUGCUCAAUACUCAAUGGGGGAAAAACUGUGGGGGGUUUCAUUAGAGUGAUUCCAUGAGUGGGGCGUUUGCAAAUCUGUCUUUGGGAACGCUUCCCCGUUUCCACGCUCUGAAUCACAUGUGUAAUCGGUCCAAUGGAAAAACGUGACGUCACCUGACUCUGAAGUUAUAAAAGCACAUGCCGUAGAAAUGGUGCUAGGUUCGAAAGUGAAGGAAGCGCUCGCAGAGAUGCAGGGAGUGUGGCCUGGAGACGCAGCAUCUCAUUCCCUCAGGGAACCAGGUUUACAUAAGUAAAAUAGAGACAUUAUCUUUCAAAAACUCGAGCUGCGCCAACAGUUCUUUGGGAACGAGUGUCCAAUACCACCAGACUGACAAUCCCUGCUUAGUGUGGAUAGGCAUAGCUACAGUAGGUUGAAGGACAGAGGGGCCAAGAGUCCUUUUGUGAUAACCUUCUGUCCCUGAGCCACCACUGUAAAGGUUGCGUGUAUAGGAGGCCAUGGGGCACAACAUUGGAUGCAGCUGCCAUCAGACCCAGCAGUCCUUAAAACUGUUUCACAGUGAAUAGCUGGCCUCCUCUCACUCCCUUGACCCCUGUGAGGAAAGCCUCGACUCGUGCAGGAUACAUAGCGGUCGAAUCCCACACUAUGCCUAGAUUGGUGGUUCUCUGUACAGGAGAAAGAGCUUUUUUUUGGCGUUAAGUCUUUACCCCAAUUCUUUCAUAUUGGCGAGAAUGAAAUCUCGAUGAAGGGUCACCAGGUGCUCUGAUCGAGCUAAUAUUAACCAGUCGUUAAUAUAGUUCAGUAUGCGGAUGCCCUAGAGUCUCACAGGAGCCAAAGCCGCAUCCACACACUAUUAGAAGGUGCAGGGUGAGAUUGCAAGGCCAAAUGGAUGAAUAUUGUUAAGCUUUGGCCCCGAAAGCAAACCAAAGGAACUUCCUGUGUGAAGGAAGGAUGAAUACGUGAAAAUAAGCGUCCUUUAGAUCUAUCGUGACAAACCAGUUCUUUGGAACUAUGAAGUACCGGCUGCAGAACCCAGACUAUCUGUCUAGUCGAGGGACAACCCUGAUGGCCUUCUUCCCUGAAAGAGUGAUUACUUCCUGUUCCAUGACCAGAGCCUGCUCGGUUCCCACCAAAGUGGGACACACCCCGUUGAACCAGGGUGGACGAAACCUAAACUGAAUUGUAUAGCCUUUCUCUACAGUGCACACCCUGGCGCCGCUCAGGGGCCUCCUGAAAGGCGGCGAGCCCCCAAUCCGCAAAAUUUUACAGCGGAGGCUGAAGGGGUACAUGCUAGAGAUGGCUGUGCCAUAAAGCACUCUUUGUGGCAGGGUAAACGAGCUGAUCCCCAGAGUGAGCAAUGGAGGGGGAAAGCAUGUCGCCCCCCUGGCAAAGACCCCAAAAAUCUCCUGGCUGUAAUGAUAUUUUGGCCAAAGCCCUAUUAUAGAAAAUAACGGUCCUUAGAUCUGUCAGCUCCCUCAGCCUCGACCUGGAUCCCUAGUUUCUGGGGAGCGCGAGUAGCGACACUCUUCUUUAAAUUUACGAUGGGCUGCGGUUGGGGCUGCGCCCGCCAAACAGCCCCAUGAGAGGGGCGAGGGAGGAACUACUGGAACACCACCAACAGUUCCUUUGCCUCCUGGAAUUUCUCAAUGACCAUAUUCAAAUUUGACAUGGCAGGUAUAAGCCUAAUAUAUGUAGUCCUCAGAGGCUUGGUGCGCAGGACUGGGACCUUAAGGAAUAAUGCAGCACCUGGGGAGAGAUAGUCAGCCAGUGUCUCUUCAAACCGGGGCAUGUUCCCAUAACUGCACUCCUAAUAAGGGCUGCUCCACAACCUGGUUACCUCAAUGUGCAGGUCUGAAAAAAACGGCAGACCCUGGCAUGAAGAUAAUGAUGGCGGUCGAGGAAAACGUUCAUUCAGCUUGUUUAGGGGACGUUGUUUCUGCAUAUCGGCUGGUCAAGCGAUAUCCAGCUUGGCUACAGCCUGCGUUACUACCUCCAGCAGCUCCCCGAACUAAACUGGUUGUGGGUGUGUAUCCUCUACAGGAUAGCUUGCUUCUAUACCCUCCCCCUCCUCAGAAGAAGAGAGGUGCUGUGUAUCGCUCUCUGCACAGAGGGAAGAAAGCGCCAAAAGGCAUGCUUCUAAACCCUGGGAGAAAGCACAGAUCAAAUUGCGAGCCCCAAGACAUGAUUCGCUGCUUCACUUCGGCCAGAAUCGCGAGGAGUGGAAGUGCCCUCCUCAAAGAGUGCUCUCCUGGAGCAGAACGUCCGCAUGGACAUAUGCUCGCAAUUCGGGCAGCCGGCUACCUCGAGAGUGGACCGAGCAUGCUCCGCCCCUAAGCAAACAACACAAGCAAGCUAGCAAGCUAAAGCCUGCCAAAACACACACACACACACACACACACACACACACACACACACACAAAACGCUUCCUGAACAAAUAAAAGCUAGCGCCAGCUUCACGGCACGUGCUUUUAUAACUCCCAGGUUGAGAUGUCACUCCGCCGAUGACUUUGCACUUUUCUGUUCGAACGAUUUGUGAUUCAGAGAGUGGAAGUGUUCCCAAAGCGUUGCUGAUGCAGUCCCUGAAAGGCCAAAUGACCAAAAACUUAAUAGCCUUACAUGCUAAAUAUAAAUUAUAAUCUUUCAUCAGAGUUCACCUCAUGGGUCAUUAAAAAAAAAAGAAAUAAAAAAUAAGUAAAUACAAUUAAUAUUUAUUACUGUUUUCACUGUUUCACUGUUCUUAUUGUGACAUGUGACUUUUCCAGAUAUUUCAUAGGGGUGAAUUUGUUCAUGUAACAUGGUGGAGUGAAUGUUGUGGAGCACUACAAAUGUAGAUGUUUUUUUUUAAAUGAUGAAGGAGAUCAUGAGAUACAGGUAUAAGUUUAUUCUCUCUCUCUCUCUCUUUCUCUCUCUCUCUCUCAAAGCAAAAGUUAUAUUUGUUAUAUUUGAAGUAUCUUAUAUUUCUAGGUAAAGUUAUAGUGGACUGGGCAGGCAAACAAAAAAUGCUAUAUUAUUGUUAUAAUUAUAAUUAUUAUUAUUAUUUCAAAGUUAUUUAUCUGAAAUAGACAUUGUUGUGAAUGUCACACAAUAAAAUUAUCACCUGCUUUUAA
Messenger RNA from Silurus meridionalis, 4795 nucleotides. It is a transcript of the gene csf1a, whose product is annotated as colony stimulating factor 1a (macrophage). The coding region runs from base 116 to 1627 and encodes 503 amino acids. Gene Ontology annotation, molecular function: growth factor activity; cytokine activity. The record is from RefSeq and is a predicted model, not a curated record. The transcript has 9 exons. NCBI's taxonomy places the organism in Eukaryota, Metazoa, Chordata, Actinopteri, Siluriformes, Siluridae. Gene Ontology annotation, cellular component: membrane.